Hemiscyllium ocellatum (epaulette shark) is the source of this 627-nucleotide messenger RNA. Its product is annotated as E3 ubiquitin-protein ligase TRIM52-like. The transcript is spliced from 3 exons. Gene Ontology annotation, molecular function: zinc ion binding. The record is from RefSeq and is a predicted model, not a curated record. Lineage: Eukaryota; Metazoa; Chordata; Chondrichthyes; Orectolobiformes; Hemiscylliidae. Bases 49 to 627 code for a protein of 192 amino acids.
UCUGUCCAUUGAUCUGCAUCCAAGGUGGGGAGAAGCUCCGGGACAGCCAUGGCAUCCAGUCUGGAGGUGCAGAGCCUAGUGGAGGAGCUGACCUGCCCGAUCUGCCUGUCGCUGUUCACGGAGCCGGUCAGGCUGCAGUGUGAGCAUCACUUCUGCCGCGGCUGCAUCAGUCAGUGCUGGGGCCCCGAGGGCUCCGAGCCGCUGUGUCCGCAGUGCCGGCUCCUCUGCUCGGACAGGGUGCUCAAGCCGAACCGGGUGCUGGCUAACCUGGUGGACAAGCUGCAGCGGCUGGGCGAGCAAGAGGAGCUGAAGGCGAGCGGGGAGCUGCAGUGUCCCGAGCACCAGGAACAUCUCAAACUCUUCUGCUGGGAUGACCGUGAGCUGGUGUGUUUGGUCUGCAGGGAUGAUCCCGGACAUUCCCAGCACAGUUUCCUACCUCUGAAGCAAGCUGCCUCCCUCUACAAGAAUGAGUUCAAUGAGCUUCUCGCAGUGGAAGAACGGAAACAGAGGAAGAGGAGUCUCCUCAUCACCCAGCAACAGGAGAAGAUUGCUGAGCUGGAGUCUGCUUUGGAAACCAUUGACAGGAUUGAGAUUCGCGUUUUCCUGCAGGAUCUCAAAGAUGUUUAG